Mirounga angustirostris (Northern elephant seal) is the source of this 4487-nucleotide messenger RNA. RefSeq names its product ring finger protein 227 (gene RNF227). The transcript is spliced from 2 exons. The record is from RefSeq and is a predicted model, not a curated record. The coding region runs from base 1854 to 2414 and encodes 186 amino acids. Gene Ontology annotation, biological process: protein ubiquitination. Gene Ontology annotation, molecular function: ubiquitin protein ligase activity. Lineage: Eukaryota; Metazoa; Chordata; Mammalia; Carnivora; Phocidae.
GAAAGGGGUGAGAAAUGCUGGAGGAGGUGCCAACUUGGGACAAGGGAGAUCAUCAUUUUGGGUUCCUGAAGACAAAGGAAGGUCUGGAGCUCAGAGAGGCUUUGGCUGUCAAACACUUUGGAAGCAUUUAUAUAAUCACAUCUACCCUAAAAGUUUAAGAUGUAAUCAUCAACCAAACAUAUUAAAAGAUGUGAGGAUAGGGUGCCUGGGUGGCUCCGUCGGUUAAGCGUCUGCCUUCGGCUCGGGUCAUGGUCUCAUGGUCUCAGUGUCUCAGGGUCUCAGGGUCGUGGGAUUGAACCCUGAGUAAAGCUUCCUGCGCAGUGGGGAGUCUGCUUCUCCCUCUCCCUCUGCCCCUCCCCCUGCUCAUUCUCUCUCUCUCAAAUAAAUAAAUAAAUAAAUAAUCUUAAAAUAAGUAAAUAAAAGAAGAUGUGAGGAGACCUCAGAACAACAUUCCAAAGAGAAGUUGCCAAAAAGCUUUGAAUUAUGACAGCAUCAUUGGUGUAAGUGGAUAGCUUCCCCCACAGGACCGUGAAGACAACAACUCAGAAGUUCUGAACUAUCUCUUUUCAAAUAAUGGUAUACCUCCUCACGAAAGAUUAUCUUUUAGGGUUGUAGCAAUCUAGUUAAAAAACAAAACCAGCUCUACAUCGCCUGUUAAAGCCAGCGAACGCCAUGUGAGCAGAGAAGCCCAGCUUGUAUUGACCAAAAGAGACGGGUGUUGCAAAUGUUGGGUUUUGAGAAGUCAACACAACACAGGCUGGGGGGGCACAGGAUAAAAGGAGCUAAGACGUCCUGUUUUCUGUGGGCCAGGCCCUAUUCUAAACACCUUGCAUCUAUAAGCUCAUUCAACACUAUAUUACCCACAUUGUAUAAAUGAGGAAACCAGCCAGCCCAGAGAAGUUAGGUCACUUGCUCGGGGUGUCACAACUCCUGAGUGCUGGAGCCUAGGAUGUGGCCGUCGAGUCUGCACUAUUACCUUCCACAGCGGAACCUGGGCUACAGGUGCGGGGCAGGAGGGUGAGGAGGCAGCUGGAGGUGGGUGUGGUACCACGAGGGAAUGCGGGCUCUGCGUUAUAUCCUGUAUACCUGUGGGGCAAGUCAGACCCCUGAGUCAGAGCUCAAGCUGGGCAUGAUCUGUAUGGCGUGCGGGUGUCCAGGCCUGGCUACUCCGGAAGAAAAGGAUUCCCAGCAUUCCUGGGAGGAGGGCCAUCCAGGGUCCUGGCAUCUAGCUGCCGCCGGAGGCUGAGAUGUCAGCGGAGAGGUGAGCAGUUUGAGAAUGAGUUUGGGAAGCUGGCCUCCCCAGAGCCCAGGGAGGGGGUGUAUAGUCAUGCGAGUUAAAGGCUGCAUCCGUGCCAAUGUCCGGGAGGCCACUAAAGGGUGGGCAGAACGGGCAGUGCCAGCGGCUCAGGCGGCCUGGGUGGGGGCUGUGAACGGAGAGUGCACAAUUAACCCAACCGCCCGGCGGGCUGCGGAGUCCGGGUCAGCGGGCGGCCGAGGGCCGGGGCGCUGCACGGGCCUGGAGCUCUGCACACAGACUCCAGGAUGCGCCGGCUCGGAGCUGGGGGUCCGGAGGAGGGCGCGGAGGGCGCGAGGGGCGGCGCGCCCCCCACCGGCCUCGGCCGCGCAGCCCCGGGGGCCGCCCACCCCGCCCGGCCGUCGCCGGCAUCCCGGGCUUCGCGCCUCCACCGCCCCCACGCGUGCCGCGGCGGGGAGCGGCCUGACGGCGGCGUGACGCCUCGAGGGGCGGGCCCUCGCCACUAAAAGGGGCCAGAGGCCGCGGCGGCCGCCCCGGGAGCCGAGCCAGCCGCGAGCAGGGCCGGCCCGGUGCGUCCAGCGAGGCCGCGGCGGGCACCAUGCAGCUCCUGGCGAGGGUGCCGUCUGUGCCGGAGCGGGGCGAGCUGGACUGCAGCAUCUGCUACCGGCCCUUCGACCUCGCGGGCCGCGCGCCCCGCCGCCUGCCCGGGACGGCGCGCGCCCGCUGCGGCCACACGCUCUGCACCGCGUGCCUGCGCGAGCUGGCGGCGCGCGGCGACGGCGGCGGGGCGGCCGCGCGCGUGGUGCGCCUGCGCCGCGUCCUCACGUGCCCCUUCUGCCGCGCGCCCACGCCGCUCCCGCGCGGCGGGGUCCCGGAGGUCGCCGUGGACCCCGACUUGUGGGCGCGGCUGGAGGAGAGGGCGCGGGCCGAGCGCAGGCCGGAGGAGGCGGGCGGCGCGGCCCCGGGAGGCGGCGACGCCGACGACGAAGAGGGGCGAGAGGAGGGGGCGGGGCCCGGGAGCGCGGGCUGGCGCGCGCUCCGGCGGCUGUGGGAGCGGGUGCUGGCGCCCGCGCAGCGCUGGCGGCGGCCGCUGCCUAGCAACGUGCUGUACUGUCCGGAGAUAAAGGACCUGGCCCACAUGAGCCGCUGCACGCUGUGACCGCGGAGCCCAAAGCCGCGGCGGAAGGAAGGUGGGUGCUGCAUUCUCGGGGCGCGCUGUAGUGCGGGGGUGAGGCCAAGGCCACCCCGCGCCCGUCCGGUGAUUGGCGCCGCUGCGGGAGUUGAGCCUAGGGCAGGAGGGGCCCCACUAGCAAAUGGCCCCCGCACCCGGUGUACCGACAGGGCCAGCCUCGCGUCCUCGGGGGAGAGGCCCCGGGAUGGUGGAGGCGGGUCCGCAUUCCCGUGGGAAGGACAGAGAGUGUGUCCUUAGCUGUGACUUUGGCUUUUGUCCAGGGCAGCUCUGGCCAGUGGGAACAAUAGGGCCCAUUCUAGCGAUUCUGUGUCAGUGGUUUGAAAUUUUUUAAAAGCUAGAGCGGAAGGGAAGAGGCCGGUUUUUGUCUCAUGUUACUGUCACUUCUACGGCGUGUUAGAGAGCUGAGAAAAAUAAACGUGUUUUUCUUUUUUUCCAGUGCUGGUAUGCCUGUCUCCCCAGACCCGUAGUGUGUUCCUAAAAUUAUUGAGAUGCCUCUGUGCCUCGCUUCAUUUCACAAUCUCCCGUCAACCUGUGAGGGCAGGUAUCACAGGGUCCAAAGGGCAUUCUUCUGAGCCACCUAAUUAGGGCCCAUCAGGGAUAGGAAAGCCAUUUGGUAAAGGCAUCACAUUUUAAUCGUUUGAUGUUUUUUGUCAUCUUUACAAUCACAGGGAGAACACUGUCACUACUGAAAAGAUGCAUAUCAUACAAUUAAAAUAAUUAUUUUUUUUAAGAGCGAGCACUCGAGGGGUCGGGAGGGACAGGAGAGGGAGAAAGAGGAGCUCAGGCAGGCUCUCCGCUGAGCCCGGAGCCUGACUAGGGGCUCGAUCUCAUGAUCCUGACCGACAUCGUGACCAGAGCUGAAACCAAGAGUCAGAAGCUUAACCGACUCAGGCGCCCCUUAUCGUACAGUUUUAAACUGUGCCCCCUAAUUGGACAUCGCCUACGGUAUAGCAUGGAUUCUGUUUUAAAAUCCUGUGACCGCCUUAGGAUACGGUUGUAGGCAGGAGCUGCAGCAUCACUGGGAUUACACAACCUCAGGGGCCCACUUCAGACUCUCUUGAGUUUUAGCAAGAACCCCAGGUGAUCUGCAGGCACGUAAACCUCGAAGCAGCGCUGACUGAGGUGCUAGACUUGCUAGGAUGUCACCUUCCGUGGGUGGAAUAUUUAAAAGUUGGUAUAAAGGAUAUAAAUUUUAUUGGAAGUUGUAAAGGGACAUUCUGUUGCUGAAGAAACCUUUGUGUGCAUGGUUUAAUUAUUAUGUGACAUUUUCCUGAGUUAAGAAUGUGAAUUUAUGAAAUAGAAGCCUGUUUUCAUAACCACAUUUUGGCAUUUUCCUGUGCUUGUCUCAGCUUAAAUGUGUCCUCUUGCGGGAGGCCUUUCUCAGUGUUCCUCUGAGCGUAGCCCCCUCCCCACCAGGUGCUGUUCCAGAAUGCCUGUUUUCCGAGAGGAUGUGUCUUGUGAGUGUGAGCGGGGCAAGAACAGCGACUGCCUUGUGAGUGUUGUAUGUCCAGGCCGAACAGCGGUGGUGAACGUGUAUGUGUCCUCAAUAAACGUUUGUUGGAUUUAGCUUUUCUUUUUUGAUCCGAUCGCCUCAACGACAAAGCGUCUGGUCCCAACCCCUGAGAGGCUCUGGCAGUGAACGCGUGUCAAGGAAGUACUGAGCAAUUCAAAUCUUCAGCAAGCAUGACUCCCCUCACCCCAACUUUAAAAAAUGUGGGGGGCUCCGCUUCCUGCUCAGGACUGCACCUGCGGAGCUGUACUGACCUCUGCUGACUCUUGGGGGAACUAGGCCACUUGAAGGGGGAAAAGAUCCAAAACGGGUGAACGGGAGGCAGGUCAGAAUCCUGCCAGGCACCCUCCCGCUUCACCUCUGUCCAGUAAGCCCCACCGGGUCUCUGCUCUCAACCUGAGGACUGUGUGGGUGUUCUGCAGCUCACCCUCCAUCUCUACACUGGGUUCUUCACGUGGGGGUUGGGGCUGGAGAAAGAGCCUGGGAGUUUCAGUUGAUGAUCCAAGAAAAAAAAAUAGGAAGUCACGAGA